CUUUUAUUUCUUGAUCUAAAAGCUCAACAACUUCGGUAGAUAAAUCUCUUUCUUGUGAAAUCGUCGCAGAAUCCUUCAACAAAAUUUAAGAAAAAAUGACGCAGGUAUGGCCACUGGCAUUCGGCUUUGCUGUGAUCGUCUUCUCCGGCGUCGGGGCGUCGGCCUACACGAGGCCACCGCCAGGCAGAAUUCUCACUGUGAAAAGUUCCGAGUCCGAUUCCCAACCUCAGCAGGUGCGUAUUUCCAUAGCGAAUUCGGAUCAAAUGAGGAUUUCAUGGAUCACGAAAGACAAGAACCUUCCCUCGCUUGUUGAAUACGGGAAAACACCAGGUGUUUAUGAUAGUUCAGCCUCCGGCGAGAGCACCUCGUAUCGCUUCUUCUUCUACACCUCCGGCAAUAUCCACCACGUCGAGAUCGGCCCAUUGGAUGCCAACACCACCUACUAUUAUCGCUGUGGCGGCGUUGGCGGGGAGUUCACCUUCAAAACCCCGCCUUCAACUCUUCCUAUCGAGUUCGUGCUCAUAGGGGACUUGGGCCAAACCGAGUGGACAGCCUCCACCCUCUCGCACAUAAACUAUUCAGACUACGACAUUCUCCUCCUCGCCGGCGACCUCUCCUACGCCGACUCCCAACAACCACUCUGGGACUCCUUCGCCCUCCUCGUACAACCGCAAGCCUCCCGCCGGCCAUGGAUGGUCACCCAAGGCAACCACGAGAUCGAAUCCCUUUUCCCCAUCUUCCGCAUCCACCCCUUCGCCGCCUACAACGCCCGUUGGCGCAUGCCAUUUGAACAGAGCUCCUCCACCUCCAACCUCUUUUACUCCUUCGAUGCAGCCGGCGGUGAAGCUCACGUGCUCAUGCUCGGCUCCUAUGCUGAAUAUGGCGUUAAGUCCCAACAAUACAAGUGGUUGAAGGCAGAUCUAGCAAUGCUUGACAGGAGGAAGACGCCCUGGCUUUUGGCGAUUGUUCAUGCGCCGUGGUAUAACACGAACGACGCGCACCAGAGGGAGGGAGAGGGAAUGAGGAAGAAUGUCGAGAAGCUCCUCUUUGAUGCGAAGGUCGACAUUGUCUUCGGCGGCCAUGUUCACGCCUACGAGCGAUUUACGAGAAUAUACGACAACGCGGCAAAUCCUUGCGGUCCUAUAUACAUAACCAUUGGGGAUGGAGGAAACAGAGAAGGCCUUGCCUACAACUUUAACGAAAAACACAGCUCUGCCAAUCUCUCCGUAUUUAGAGAAGCAAGCUUCGGCCAUGGAAGACUUAAAGUAUUGGAUAAGAAGCGAGCUCAUUGGACUUGGCAUCGUAACAAUAAUUCUAAUCCGGAUGUGGGAGAUGAGCUAUGGAUAGAGAGUUUGAGCUCCUCAGCUUCGUGCAUGACUGUACAGAGUUAUGCAACUCAUUACAAUGAUGAUGAGCUAUAGAGUUGUUAUAAGUUUUGUGGUUUUUGUUUUUGUUUAACUUUUUUAGUUAUUUGUUGGGAUAAUCCCUUUAAUAAGAUAUUUCAGAGGUUCUGUACUUCAUUU
This is a messenger RNA of Dendrobium catenatum, 1523 nucleotides long. Its product is annotated as purple acid phosphatase 22. Lineage: Eukaryota; Viridiplantae; Streptophyta; Magnoliopsida; Asparagales; Orchidaceae. The transcript is spliced from 5 exons. The record is from RefSeq and is a predicted model, not a curated record. Gene Ontology annotation, molecular function: metal ion binding; acid phosphatase activity. Bases 96 to 1421 code for a protein of 441 amino acids.